GAUCGUUACAUAAUGUCUAAAUAAUGUUGACUUGAAGGUAACGUAAUGCACGAGUCAACCUAUAGAAUAUUCAGCUUAUACAUUCUUCAGAUAAACAACAACAACUCCUGGGAGAAACGAAGAGAGAUCGAGGCAACGUACGACCGUAAUCAUCACAGUGCUCGCGCAUCGCAGCCACACGAGUUAAGAUAAUAACAUAGAGAUGUAUAUUAUUGACCUCUAUAUGUAUAAUAAUCGAACUUGACAAUAAUACACUUUAAUAUAAUACAGCAAGGCUCGAUGUCGUAUACAAUGAAUCUCUUCCAUGCGUAUUAUUAUACACAGCACGUAUCACAUGUACGUUCAGAAUAAUACUAUCAGAGCUAUUUAGCAGAUCGAUAGAUCAGAUUGCAGUUAGAUUCGUCUCGAUGAUAAGCUACAGUAUAUAUAAUUUUCAUGAGGUUAAUUUCUUGAUCUACCCUUACGAGGCUAGCUAGGCCAGCCAUGAUGGGUUUAUCGCACGAAGAAUACUCCUGCCAUUGGGGCUUCGUGGUUUUGGCGGGCAAAUUCUGUCAUUGGGCAAUUAUGACGGGGCUGUUGAAGUCGUUCAGCAUCUUCAUACCACAUCUAGUUGAGCUGAUGGGGACGAGCUAUGCUGUAAUUGGACUGGUGUGUAGUGUAGCUGAUUCACUGGGGUGCCUGGCGGCACCACUAGGGGCUUUCAUCUUGAAGCGAGUGACUGCUCGAAAUUUGGGUGUCUUCGGUGCACUUCUCUGCAGUAGUGGAAUGAUAGGAGCUGCCUUCUGUACCCGGGUCCUUCCUCUUGGUGUGUGCAUGGCCACUCUUGGUUUAGGAAACGUAUUCUUGGUGAUAACCAUAACGACCAAUCUCCACCAACACUUCCCUGCCAAGUUUGAUGUCAUCAACACCAUUUCCCUGAUCGGAUCCCCCACUGGUGCCUUCAUCACCCCGGUGAUCACCGAGAACCUCCUGGAGAUCUACGGGUUGGCCGGUACUAUACUGAUUCUCGGAGGAUUAAGUUUUAACUUGGUCGUCUGUGCCCUCGUUCUCCGGCCACCAAGGAGGAAAAGGAGAUGGAAGGGGGAAAAUGACAUAGAAUACAUGCGCGUCCAGAAGCCUGACACCGACGCUGAUAAAAGUGAAGCCGUGGAAGAUGGCGUGAACAGCGUCCCCGACAUGUCUUCCAAAAGCAACACUGACGAUAUAAAAACCAAACAAAGGACUACAUCCUGGAUCGACUACAUCUUCGACAUCACAAACCUAUCUGUCCUGCGAAGGACCCCGAGUUUCGUUCUCCUCCUGUUGCCAAACCUGUUGAUGAUGGUCGUGUGGAUGGGUUGGACCUUGUUCCUUGUGCCUCACGCCGAAUCACUGGGCAUUAGCCAGUCCAAGGCUGCCUAUCUUGCCAUGCUCGGUGGGUUCGGCGGCAUCACUGGCCUUAUCUGUACAUCCAUCUUCCUCGUCUUCUAUCCUCAAGUCGCUCUGAAGCUACCUGCUGCCACCUCCCUGAUCGGCGCUUUUGUUUUCUUCCUGGACCUUGCAAGCAGCCACUACGUCUUUCAGGCUAUUCAUGCAUUUCUGAUUGGUGUCUUGAUCUACCACACCAGCGUCUACAUCUCAGUCGGGGUCAAGUAUGCCUUGCCGGAUGAGGACUUCACCAUGGGAUUAGGUUUGGCAGUAUUCUUCUAUGCUAUUGGGACCAUCACGGGUGGGAUGGGUUCAGGUCUCAUAUAUGACUUGACUCAGGAUUACAAGUUGGUCUUCGUCGCAUUUGGUUUAGCUGAAAUUCUCAUCUCAAUAUUCUAUAUCGGGUUCGUCGUUGUUCAGAGCUGUCAGCGAAAGAAGAGGGAGGCUUUGAGUCUAAAUGGAUCCAAGCAUUCGGAAUGUAAACUGUAAUGAAUAUUCAAAGAUGAUUUGAAAUUUCCCGAAACGCAUUAUAUGAGAAAGGUUUUUUUAUCAGCAUUUAAUUAACUGUUAUUAAUAUCAAGAAAAUAAUUGCUAUAUAGGCGGAUACAAGAUUGAUCG
Lytechinus variegatus (green sea urchin) is the source of this 2025-nucleotide messenger RNA. Its product is annotated as monocarboxylate transporter 2-like. The transcript is spliced from 4 exons. Gene Ontology annotation, biological process: transmembrane transport. Lineage: Eukaryota; Metazoa; Echinodermata; Echinoidea; Temnopleuroida; Toxopneustidae. The coding region runs from base 484 to 1896 and encodes 470 amino acids. Gene Ontology annotation, molecular function: monocarboxylic acid transmembrane transporter activity. The record is from RefSeq and is a predicted model, not a curated record.